GCAGGAAGUAGGAAAAGCCCUUACCAACCGGAAGAGAAUGCAGAGCCUCACCAACGAGCCCCAGGGACCAGUCCUGGUGUACCGUUUAUUGCCAGUCAUCAAGCAUCCGUCCCGGAGAACAUGCCACUCAAAGCCCCAGAGAUCCGCUCUGGUGUACCGCCGACAUCCGAAAUCAGAGUGCGUGUCAAGGACUUUUCAGCCCCAGACCCCAUGUCUGGUGUACCCAAUGCAUCCGAGGCAGGAAGUAGGAAAAGCCCUUACCAACCGGAACAGAAUGCAGAGCCUCACCAACGAGCCCCAGGGACCAGUCCUGGUGUACCGUUUGUUGCCAGUCAUCAAGCAUCCAUCCCGAAGAACAUGCCACUCAAAGCCCCAGAGAUCCGCUCUGGUGUACGGCCAACAUCCGAAAGCAGAGUGCGUGCCAAGGGCUUUUCAGCCCCAGACCCCAUGUCUGGUGUACCGAAUGCAUCCGAGGCAGGAAGUAGGAAAAGCCCUUCCCAACAGGAAGAGAAUGCGGAGCGUCACCAGCGAGCCCCAGGGAUCAGUCCUGGUGUACCGUUUAUUGCCAGUCAUCAAGCAUCCGUCCCGGAGAACAUGCCACUCAAAGCCCCAGAGAUCCGCUCUGGUGUACAGCCGACAUCCGAAAUCAGAGUGCGCGUCAAGGACUUUUCAGCCCCAGACCCCAUGUCUGGUGUACCGAAUGCAUCCGGGGCAGGAAGUAAGAAAAGCCCCUACCAACCGGAACAGAAUGCAGAGCCUCACCAACGAGCCCCAGGGACCAGUCCUGGUGUACCGUUUGUUGCCAGUCAUCAAGCAUCCAUCCCGGAGAACAUGCCACUCAAAGCCCCAGAGAUCCGCUCUGGUGUACCGCGGACAUCCGAAAUCAGAGUGCGUGCCAAGGACUUUUCAGCCCCAGACCCCAUGUCUGGUGUACCGAAUGCAUCCGAGGCAGGAAGUAGGAAAAGCCCUUACCAACCGGAACAGAAUGCAGAGCCUCACCAACGAGCCCCAGGGACCAGUCCUGGUGUACCGUUUAUUGCCUCCAUCCCGGAGAACAUGCCACUCAAAGCCCCAGAGAUCCGCUCUGGUGUACCGCCGACAUCCGAAAUCAGAGUGCGUGUCAAGGACUUUUCAGCCCCAGACUCCAUGUCUGGUGUACCGAAUGCAUCUGCGGCAGGAGGCAGGAAAAGCCCUUACCAACCGGAACAGAAUGCAGAGCCCCACCAACGAGCCCCAGGGACCAGUCCUGGUGUACCGUUUAUUGCCAGUCAUCAAGCAUCCAUCCCGGAGAACAUGCCACUCAAAGCCCCAGAGAUCCGCUCUGGUGUACCGCCGACAUCCGAAAUCAGAGUGCGUGUCAAGGACUUUUCAGCCCCAGACCCCAUGUCUGGUGUACCGAAUGCAUCCGAGGCAGGAAGUAGGAAAAGCCCUUACCAACCGGAACAGAAUGCAGAGCCUCACCAACGAGCCCCAGGGACCCGUCCUGGUGUACCGUUCAUUGCCAGUCAUCAAGCAUCCAUCCCGGAAAACAUGCCACUCAAAGCCCCAGAGAUCCGCUCUGGUGUACCGCCGACAUCCGAAAUCAGAGUGCGUGUCAAGGACUUUUCAGCCCCAGACCCCAUGUCUGGUGUACCGAAUGCAUCCGAGGCAGGAAGUAGGAAAAGCCCUUACCAACCGGAACAGAAUGCAGCGCCUCACCAACGAGCCCCAGGGACCAGUCCUGGUGUACCGUUUAUUGCCAGUCAUCAAGCAUCCAUCCCGGAGAACAUGCCACUCAAAGCCCCAGAGAUCCGCUCUGGUGUACCGAAGCAGGAAAAGCCCUUACCAACCGGAACAGAAUGCAGAGCCUCACCAACGAGCCCCAGGGACCAGUCCUGGUGUACCGUUUAUUGCCUCAUCAAGCAUCCCCCGGAGAACAUGCCACUCAAAGCCCCAGAGAUCCGCUCUGGUGUACCGCCGACAUCCGAAAUCAGAGUGCGUGUCAAGGACUUUUCAGCCCCAGACCCCAUGUCUGGUGUACCGAAUGCAUCCGAGGCAGGAAGUAGGAAAAGCCCUUACCAACCGGAACAGAAUGCAGAGCCUCACCAACGAGCCCCAGGGACCAGUCCUGGUGUACCGUUUGUUGCCAGUCAUCAAGCAUCCAUCCCGGAGAACAUGCCACUCAAAGCCCCAGAGAUCCGCUCUGGUGUACCGCCAACAUCCGAAAUCAGAGUGCGUGUCAAGGACUUUUCAGCCCCAGACCCCAUGUCUGGUGUACCGAAUGCAUCCGAGGCAGGAAGCAGGAAAAGCCCUUACCAACCGGAACAGAAUGCAGAGCCUCACCAACGAGCCCCAGGGACCAGUCCUGGUGUACCGUUUAUUGCCAGUCAUCAAGCAUCCAUCCCGGAGAACAUGCCCCUCAAAGCCCCAGAGAUCCGCUCUGGUGUACCGCCGACAUCCGAAAUCCAAGGUUGUGCAGAUAUGCCUGUCGAAGAUCAGGUCCCUGCUGAGCACAUCAGAUCAGGAGUUGAUGAAGAACCGGAAACUCCUUGCCUCUCUGACAUUGCAUUGCCGUGCCAGCACAAGCCCACAACAUGUGGAGGGGACACACUACACGCAAUUGAUGCACAUGACGAGCCUCAUGUAGGUAUCAUCAAAGAUGAAGUACACAUUUCACAAAGUGAGCAUGUAGGCAAUGAUCUUCAGAAAUUUGUAACCCAAAACAAUGAUGAUGAAGAAUGGGAUAAGGCACUGCACCACCUUUUCCAACAAACCCUGGAAGCAGAACACAAGCUGCCCGGAAUGACGGCCACUCCGGGAAAACAUAAUGCCGUCCAAGCUGAAAAGUUUUCCGACAGAAAUCAGGUCAAAGCCAAGGACCCUGAGAUUGCAAGUCUAGGCACUGCAGGAACACCGCCGUCAGCUUCCCAAUUGCACCCCGGAAUGACGGCAACUCCGGGAAACAAUAAUGCCGUCCACCAAGCGCCAUCCAAGCUGCCCACAGGUGCCUUGAGCUUAGCUGAUUACCAACCAGGCAGGGACAUCGUCCAACACCAGCAAAGCCUUCCCGGAAUCACGGCCACUCCGGGGUACCAUAAUGCCGUGGAUGUGCACACCGCAGAACCCAAAUCAGACAUGCCACAGACCAGUUUGGUGCUGCAAGCUCCUGCGACAGGAGGGGUUUUUGGUUUUGAAGCCAACAAGAAACGAAAAACACAGCUUAACCCCUCGAUGCAUGCCGAAGCUCCACCCAAUGAUAGCCAUGCUGAAUGCAGCCGAGGUGUUCCAAAGAGAUCUCGUACUGAAAGCCAUGAACCACGGGAUGCAGAAGUGGCGCAUGUUCAAGUCGAUCGAGGUGCCCAGCAUGAUGAAGCGCCAUCGACCAUCAGAGCAUGGACUUGCGUUGCCAAUGGUCAAUCGCCUCUAGUGAUACGUCUCCCAGUAGGUACCACUCCGGGCCAAUUGACACAAGCUGAAGCCAAUCUUGGCACCAUGGAACAACCGAUUGCACCAAGGUCGUGGGUUAAUACUCACCUACCACUGCAUGAUCCACUUGAAGACAGGCAAGCGGUGUUCUUGUAUGAUGCAAUGCCGCUCGAAAGCAAGUGCCCCUUGGUCACCCAAUUUUGCCAGCAACCACACAUCGACUUCCCAUGCACACGACUUGAAGCACUGUGGAAACAGAAAUCAUGGGUUGCUCAAGAUGAAAUGAUGUUCUAUCUCGCCGCAACGAAGCAGGGAAUUGAGAUCAACACUUUCCCAACAAACGCUUUCCUCAAUGACACGGCGGUGAGAUGUGAAGCUGCUACCUGGUUGCAACAAGCCAUCGAAUGGGUCACACCUGACAGACCAUGGAUCUCAGCUGCCAUCGUUGCCAAGCAUUGGAUCCCAAUCAUUAUCCACAGGCAAAGUACCACAAUCUUCAUCACGACCACUCCAGAAGGUGAUGCCUUCAUUGAAGCAGCCCAACAAGUCACGGCUCAAGUUGGGCUCACUCUGAAAGGGAUCCAAAAGAUGAUGCCACAAUCAUUCCACGGAGAUUGUGGAUUCCAGGCAUUUUCAUGGAUCAUGGCACUGUUGAAUCGAGAGCCAACUGACCCCAUGACGCCAAGAAGAGCUGAACAAUGGAGAAUCCUCUUUGCAGAAUACCUCCUUGCCACUUGCAAGCACCACCAAAUCAUUGACGACCUGGACAUUGCAGGCACGAAGAUCGACCCAACUCUGCACAGCCAGUUGGCUGAGCUCUUGAGCAAUCAUGGGGUAUGGGAGGAACGAGUCAAAGACCGGUCCACAAAGCUGAUCGAAGCCAUCCCAACCAAUGUCCUGAGGAAUGUCCUUGGAGCCAAAAAAACAUGGGCCGAACUGAAGAAUGCAGCGAACAAUGCUCAACCACCGAUUAAGUUGAUUCAGCCAGAUGAACUUAAUGCGCAGAUCACAAGCCGUGCAAAUCAAAAGAAAAACUAUGGCCAAAAGAGCUUCGCAAAAGGGACCAAAAAGCAGAUUUCCGCCCAAGACAUGCCCGCACUGCGUGCAGCUGACCUCCAGGUGCCACAAGGUGUUUUCAAGCAGCAAGAUGGUGUAGCAUUAGGCCCUCUGAGCACUCAUGAUGUCGGAAACAACAGCCAAGGAGUCAUCCUGGUUGACCAAUGGGACGCGGAAGCACUGCUGAGACUGCAAACCCCAGUCUCGCCACAUGGCUUAGCUCUGAUUGUACUUGCAACCAAAGACAACAGCCAAGCCCAUCAGUUUGAGCCAAUCCGUUUCCCGGCCUUAUGCCUUGCGACUCAGGAGCCUUUGAUUGCUUCGGGCUACCUUUACCAACUUGGGGCACAGCAAGCACAAAGAUUGGAGCCGUCAGUCAAGUUGGCAGUUGAGGAACAUGAAACGGAAACAAUCAGAUGCUUAGUUUUUAGGGACCAAGCACCCAAACUUUGGGAUGACAUCCAAAAGCAGCCGGUCAAAGUCAUUUUCAGCCAGGAGCCGAUUUUGGCCCAAUCCAGGAACGAUCAGUCUGUGGUUAUCGAUGUCUGGGACAGGCAGUGGCUCUCCAAACGCUUUGAGAAACUCAAGCCAUUUGCAGCUGAUAUUUUUGCCUUCUCAUUUCGAAUGAUGGCAAAGCAUGCCGAGAACCUAGUGGCCAAGUCGGGCCAGAAUGGAAUCUACUAUGAGCCCAGGACCCAAUGUGGACGUUUUCCAAGCCCAGAUUUCCAUGUCACUUGGUUACCCAAUAUGACGUAUCAAGAUGCACAGUUUGCCCAACAAACUUCACCCCAUGCCACAACCCUCACAAGACAUGGUGACAGGUUUGGGCUGCGAAGUGAAACCAUCCAUGCACAGGCAAUCCAUGAGAAGCACCGACCGGACACCCCACUGUUGAUGGGACAGAAAAAGGUUUUGUACACAGUUGGACCCAUGCCUUUCUCAGCCACCAAAGAAUCCAUCACCAAGCUCCUGAAGACAUGGAAUUGGGAUGCAAGGCCACUCCAGCCACGUGGAAGGACGCCUGACAGCUCAGGUAUUUCAUGGUGCAUCCAGGCAGUUGAGGAUCCAUCCCAUUGGAUUUACACGUUGCAACAUGGUGACGUACUCAUUGCAAGAAUGCAUGAGAAAGAACCCGUCAAGAAAGCAGCACAGGUCAAUAUCGUUGCUUCCAGGAAGACGAUCGAGCACUUCCAGCAGACGGAGGACCCAUGGCUGAGCCAUGACCCAUGGCAAGGACCCACCAAGACACCGAAGCAGCAGGUAGCCAGCCAAAGCAGCCAGCCUCCGACAACAGCGCAGCUUGCAAGCAUCGAAGCAAACAUAGAAAAACGCAUCCUUGCCGCCGUCCAGAGCAAAGCAACACAGCCUGACGCAGACGUCAACAUGGAUACCGACCAGCUUGAAAGCCGAGUCACACAGCUUGAAAAGCAGAUUCAACAAGUUCAUGCCAACCAGGUGGGCUUGGACACCAAAGUGAAUCAGAUGCAAUGCCAGCUUGAACAGCAAAGCAAGCAGUUCAAUGCUUCCCUGGACCAGAAACUUGCAUCGCAAAUGGACAAGAUCGAGGCCCUCUUUUCAAAAAGGGGCAGACACGAGUGA
Molecule: messenger RNA, 6060 nt
Organism: Cladocopium goreaui
Lineage: Eukaryota; Dinophyceae; Suessiales; Symbiodiniaceae
Source: the annotation of a GenBank genome assembly